GCACUCGAUCGUGCAGGAUCGUCGGAUCUUCUAUUAUCAAAGCCGAAAAAGAAGAAAAAAAGUGUAGAGUUAUGUGCCGGUAACAGUACAUUAGGAGAAAUGAUCUAUAAGAGAAUAGAUUAUACAGAUCAGAUUAUUAAAAAAUCUAACAAGUUGAAUUAAACGAAUUAAAUGAAUUAAAUGAAUUAAAAAUGGAUCAUCUAGUGAUGUUAAUAUUAAGUGCAAUGUCAACUGGCAGUUGAGCAAUAUUGUGACCUAGUGACACCGGAAGUGUUUUUUUAAAAUAAGAGAAUGAUUUUCCCAUACUCUUGAUGAAGAAUAUUGUGUUUUAAUUUUCGGGGGUGGAAAAAAUUACUUUGAUUCAUUAGAUGGUGCACAUGGGUGGUCGGUUGUUGCGGCUCUCGGGUUCACCAGCGAGCGAUUGACCCCAACAACAAGUACCUACAUGCACGAGUACCUGGCCCAGGCCACGAGCUUCUAUAGCUGGCUAUGGGCAAGCACUUAAUAACUCACUUGGAAUCUCGAGAUAUCGAUAAGAAAUUCCGUGUGGAGUCCAUUGACGACGGUGAUAGCGCGAUUAACCAGUACGGUGAAAAGUUUCUCAGUGAAAAGAGGACCACCCUGUCGUCAAAACAAUCUCUAUCGUUAUCAGCAUUAUCAUCAUUAUCAUCAUCAUCACUUUUCAAUAAAAGAACAAUCAUCAAUUUCUCAACUAGUUUUCUCAUCAUUAUUAUAUUAUUUCUAACGUGUACUGUGAAUUGUGUACCGAUGCCGAACAACGAAAAAAUAAACAAUUACGAUCAGACUUUCGAGAUGAUCAAUGUGAAUCGUUUUGCAUUUGAGGAUAACGAUGUCCUCGAGUAUGAUGUUAAACCACGUCUCGAGGAACGAGACCUGGAGACGAUUAGGUCCAGCAUCGUGGAGGGUCUUGGUCUCCAGAGGAUACCUGAUCCGUCCAAGGCGAAUAUAAGUCAAGUCGAAUAUGAAAGAGCACACAGAGACUACCUAACAAGGAUACACACGUCCCAAGACUAUGGACACGAAAGACGAAAAAGACUUUUCACAUUUCACCCAUCAGAGCAUCCUGGAAAUGGAAGCUGCUGUAGUAAUUUCUUGUCGGAUGACAGCAGCAGUCGCCUCCUCACCUUUCACCUCAACAUCCCCGACAGGUCUCAUUCCAGUGUGGACCAUUCGACUCUCAGGUUCCUCCUCAGUAGUCACAAUCAUCAGAUUGAAACUCUCAACAUUCUAAUUUACGAGUCACUCCAAAAUGGUGCCGCUCGACGAUUAAUCUCCAAAGGCAAGUUACUAGAGCCUCGGGCACCAAGAUGGCUCGAAUUCGAUUUAACCGAGGCCGUUGCCAGUUGGCACGAGGAGGAGAAUAAUCAUUCCAAAAGUGAUUAUCUCACUUUACAAUUGGAAUUCCAGGAGAAGGGAAUUUCGAUAAAUUGCAAUGUCCUAUCGCCAGUGCUCAAUGUUUUUACCCAUCAACAUUAUUAUCAUUAUCAUCAUCAUCAUCGCAAUAAACGUGGAGCACACGAUCAAUUAUUAUCGUUGCACAAGGGUCGUCGUACAGAGUGUCGUGGUGAUAGUAAAAAAUGUUGUCGACAUCAAAUGACAGUCAUUUUUAAGGACCUUAAGGGUUUUGAAUUUAUCAUUCAGCCAAAGACAUUUGACGCUGGUUAUUGUAAGGGAAGGUGUCCGCCCCGUUAUAAUCCGGCGCAUCAUCACGCCUUGCUGCAGAGUCUCAUUUGGAAGGAGGACAGAAGAAAGGCGCCACGACCAUGUUGUGCACCAAGUAAACUCGCCGAACUUGAAAUUCUCUAUUUCGAUGAAAACGAUCCGACAAAAUUAAAAGUCUCCAAUUGGAAGAACAUGAAAGUUCUCGAGUGCGCGUGCUCUUGAGGAGACGUUAUGUACUCAUUUUUAUAACAAAAAAAAAAUCUUUUUUAAGUGAUGAUGUCUUUAUCAAAAAAAAGUCGCACACCAAAGAAUCUAUAACUUUUGUCGCGUGAGAAUCUUGCAUUUCGAGAAAUAAACACGAAAGAGUGCCUUUCAAUCUUUGGCAACUUUAAAUUUCAUCAGUACGAAAUGCGUGGAGUGGACCUUGUUCCAAAAAAAAGUGACAAAUGUGUCAUUAAAGAAAACCACUUUACUUGAGAUACUAAACAGCAACAGAUACUUCCAGAUGUGAAAAACAACCCAAUUUAUUUAAUUGACUAAUUUAUUUGGAAAUUCAGAAAACGAUUGCCGAAUCGUUUUCAGAAUAUAGGUACUGUAUUGUAAUUACGCAUACGAUCAGUAAAUAUAACACAAAAUAAACAUUGAAAAAAAGUUCCGGUUUUACCAGAAAACCUAUUUUUAACUAGAAUUUCGUGUUAAAUAUGCCCUAACCACAACUUUUUUUCAAGUGGAGUUUAAAAUCCUACACAGAGAACGAUAAUAAAUCAAAAUUUGUGCUUUACGAAAACACAGUAAAUUACCAGAUAUUAAAAAGAGUUGUAGCUUAAAUUAACACCGAAAAAGAUUAAAAUAAUCCACUUUUGGAUAAAUUUUUUCAAUUACGAAAAUUGGUCUAAAUCAAAACCAAAUCAUUUUGAAAAAGUAAUCCUUCGGUAUAUACACGGUAAAAAAUGAAUCUUCAGGGUUGCUAUGCAACCUGAAAACCUGGAAUUGUCAGGGAAUUUUAUAAACCUUGAAAAAAAGCCUGGAAAAGUCAGGGAAUUUUUAUCGAAAUCCUGAAAAAUUGUUGUU
Leptopilina heterotoma is the source of this 2754-nucleotide messenger RNA. It is a transcript of the gene mav, whose product is annotated as bone morphogenetic protein 2. Gene Ontology annotation, biological process: BMP signaling pathway; SMAD protein signal transduction. Bases 490 to 1905 code for a protein of 471 amino acids. Gene Ontology annotation, cellular component: extracellular region. Lineage: Eukaryota; Metazoa; Arthropoda; Insecta; Hymenoptera; Figitidae. Gene Ontology annotation, molecular function: growth factor activity; cytokine activity. The record is from RefSeq and is a predicted model, not a curated record. The transcript has 3 exons.